Dreissena polymorpha is the source of this 1228-nucleotide messenger RNA. RefSeq lists its product as uncharacterized. The coding region runs from base 284 to 1228 and encodes 314 amino acids. The record is from RefSeq and is a predicted model, not a curated record. Lineage: Eukaryota; Metazoa; Mollusca; Bivalvia; Myida; Dreissenidae. The transcript has 6 exons.
AAUUAAUCAUGUCUUGAGUUUGUUUGUCAUUAUGAACAUUUUGUCUUAUAUCAAAUUUUUAUAAGUGACAUAAUACUUAAAUUUAGAUUUGAUAAAAGAAUAUUAUGUUUAUAAUUAGGUGCUACGAAAAGCUGUUCAGGAUCUGAUUUUGAAGGAGAUCGAGGAUGAGGUUUUCCUACUUUCAUCCAGAAAUGUUGCCUUGUCUAGUGUUCUUAUUCGAUAUCGCAGCAUUGAAAGCUUGUUUGAGAAUGGAGAACAUCUGAUCAAGGAGAUCAUUAGUGAAAUGUCAGAAAGACUUCCAUUCUUGUUUCGUAUCAUGGCAACCAUUGCUACUGGGGGCAAGGAGCUGCAAGGGACAAAAAUGGCCCCUGUAGCUACAGCAUAUGCAGUGCUAAUGAACGCACAUUCUGACAAGUUGUCGGCAUGGCAUAGGAUGACCACCAUUGUGGCCAUAAAAGGUCAUCUGGAAGAUUCAGCGUUAACAAGAUUCAACCGCCUUGGUGUUACCAUGUCCACAACAACUAAGCUGCGGUUGUUGGAUGAAGCCAGCAGUAUCAUGGACAAGGGCAUCGUAAGCCGAUUGCAGAAGUCCCCAUUAGUCAAGAUAACUGGUGACAACUUGGAUAUGUACAUUAAAACAGGCCAGCAAUCUCUAGAGAAGUCAAAUAGAGACCUUCAUCUGUUUGCCUCUAAUGUACUGUUCAACAGGAUUGCCAGUCCAGAUAAAUACAGUUUGGUGCCCACUCGAACACCACUGACAGAUCUGAAGGCAGAAAUGUUUCUCCUGAGUGGCAAUUACCGGAGUACGCUUGUGAACAGCUACUGUGUAAUACUUGGAAGAAUUCUUUGUGAGCUAAAAGCUUUCUCUUGGAUGGCAAAUGCAUUGCCAGAUCACAUUCACCACCCAUAUCAGCAUGAAAUGAGUCUGAAGUCAGACAUAUUCAAGCUGCCAAUUAUGAUGAAAAACGAAGCCAAACAUGAAGAUUGUGUUGACAUUCUGGACACUUAUGAGGCAGUUCUCAGUGAUUAUUAUCACAAGGCUUUUGGCUCAGAGGAUGUUCUUCACAAGUUUGGUGUCACCGUUGGUGGAGACCAAUUGACAAGAGUUCGGCUUGAAGAAGCCAAAAACCUCCGUGCAUUGGCUACUACACCCAACAAGCGAUUUGAGGACCUGCACCCAUUUGUAAUUGAGUUGUGGCACACAAAGCAAGAUUUUUUGGAGGUUUGA